AUGAUGGGUCUGCAAGAACUACUGGCGAAAGUGCCGUUGUUGCUAUCGUAUCCAACUAUCAUUCUAUCCAGCAAUCUGAUCAUACCCUCCCAUAAUGAUCUAAUAAGUACAGCUACAUCAGCAGCGGAACAAGAUGGGCAAAGACCGGUUCCGUUUACCACAGACCACAUCAUCAGAGUGGUUCUACUUCCAACAUUUAUCGCCUCAUCUUUUAACCUGUUUGCGUACUACUUCAAUUUCGUCAAUUACACCAACCGAAAGAAGUAUUGGGUUUUAUUUGUUGCUAUCUUCCUCAUAUCGAUACUGACUACCAUUUUCCAUCCAAUUCAGUCGACAUGUAUUUCUCUGUCAAUUAUCAAGCGCUUAACUGCUGCUACUGAAUCUUCAUCGAAAACUGUUUUCGACUUCAAAACCAUUCUAAAAAUGUUUGUGCCCUUUAUCGUUAUGACACUGGUGAUACUGCGCUUUGAUCCGUCAUUAGAGUCUGGUAUGAGUGAUAUGGAUAAAUUUUCUGUGCCUUUGGUUACAUAUGCAUUAUUAGUGGUUUUGCUAAGAUGCGUAUCACCACUGCUACUAUCGACCUUAUCGGAUAACGUAGAUGUUGCAUCUAAAGACAGCGGCACACAGAAAUUGGUAGGCAGGAACAAGAAGUUUCCGCUGAUGAUUAUACUACCGAUUGUUUCGUUUACUUUUUUGUACCUAACGACUAUAAUAAACAAUACUUAUAACAUCCAGUUGUUGAUGGUGUUUGUAUUUUUUGGAUGUUUGUCUAUCUUCUUCCUAUCUUUAAAAGAUUUGUUCGCAGAAGAUGUGAAUCAAGAAAAAGAGAUUCACGAAGCGGAGCAUCGUCAUAAGUUUGGGAUAAAUUACGUGAUUUCUCACUUUUGGUUGACAAGGUUCACCAUUCUAUUAACUGGAACAAUGGCUAUUAUAGUACAUUUUUUAUCGUUUAAUGAGGUUACUUCUUCCAAGAAGACAGAUUUGCUGAGUUUACUUUUUGUCAUAGUGGCAGAAUGUAUUUCUUCUUCUUCCAGCAUAGAGGCAGAUUCGCAUUCUCUUAAUCAUGCGCAUUGUCAUUCUCAUACGUGUGAUUCGACAUCACUUGAAAAUGAAAGUAUAUUUAGACAGAUGGCUUUAAACAAGGAUACAAGGUCCAUUUUUUCUUUCCUAUUAUUAAACACUGCCUUUAUGUUUGUUCAAUUAUUGUACUCUUUUCGUUCCAAGUCAUUAGGUUUAUUAUCUGACUCAUUACAUAUGGCUUUAGACUGCACUUCUUUAUUGUUGGGUUUAAUUGCUGGAAUAUUGACCAAGAAACCCGCAAGUGAUAAGUUUCCCUUCGGCUUGAAUUACCUUGGCACUCUGGCUGGUUUCACUAAUGGUGUUCUUUUACUAGGUAUUGUAUGCGGUAUCUUUGUGGAGGCCCUUGAAAGAAUCUUUAACCCCAUUCAUCUACAUGCAACAAAUGAGCUUUUAGUUGUUGCCACGUUGGGUUUGUUAGUCAACCUUGUCGGUUUAUUUGCAUUCGACCACGGUGCUCAUGAUCAUGGUGGUACGGAUAACGAGAAUAUGAAGGGCAUUUUCUUACACAUAUUGGCAGAUACAUUAGGUUCUGUCGGGGUGGUUAUUUCUACGUUAUUGAUUAAACUGACACACUGGCCAAUCUUUGACCCCAUCGCUUCUUUAUUGAUUGGUUCUUUAAUCUUACUAAGUGCUCUGCCCUUACUGAAAUCGACUGCCUCAAAUAUUUUACUAAAAUUAGACGAUAAAAAGCAUAACAUAGUGAAAAGCGCGCUGAACCAAAUAUCAACGACACCAGGUAUUACUGGUUACACAACCCCCAGGUUUUGGCCUACGGAGUCAGGUAGCUCCGGGCAUUCUCAUUCUCAUGGUCACACGCACUCUCAUGAACAAGGUCAUGGGCACGAGCAACAACAUGAUCAUACUAACCAACCACAAAUAAAGCCGACUUUGGUAGGGUACAUUCAUGUACAGUACGCAGAAGGCGAAAAUUCGACAAUCAUCAAGAAAAGAGCCGAAAAGAUAUUUGAAAAUGUGGGGAUCAAAGCAUGGGUACAAGUUGAGGUUCAGAACUCUACCUGCUGGUGUCGCGCUACUUCAAUGAAUACAGUUUCGACCACGAGCCCCAGUUCUCUACCUCUACAAUCCAUAGCGAAUUGA
Molecule: messenger RNA, 2178 nt
Organism: Saccharomyces eubayanus
Lineage: Eukaryota; Fungi; Ascomycota; Saccharomycetes; Saccharomycetales; Saccharomycetaceae
Gene: MSC2
Product: metal cation transporter MSC2
Exons: 1
Coding region: 1-2178 (725 amino acids)
Biological process (GO): zinc ion transport; intracellular zinc ion homeostasis; transmembrane transport
Cellular component (GO): membrane; Golgi apparatus
Molecular function (GO): zinc ion transmembrane transporter activity
Source: RefSeq, a predicted model, not a curated record